This is a messenger RNA of Symbiodinium natans, 4839 nucleotides long. NCBI's taxonomy places the organism in Eukaryota, Dinophyceae, Suessiales, Symbiodiniaceae. The record is from the annotation of a GenBank genome assembly.
AUGGCUAAGCCACUCCGAGUACUCACCUGGAACGCAGGGCACUUAGGACAACAGCAGUGGGCCGAGCUUCGCACGUGGCUUCGCACGGCAGCAGACAAAUAUGAUGUCAUUGCCCUGCAGGAGACACACUGGCAGGAAACCACCGAAUUUGAGGUGGAGGGCUGGCACUGUGUUAGCUCUGCCAGCAAAGGACAGGCAAAGGCCACCCGGGCUAAGAAAAAGCCAAAUUCGAGCACAGAAGGAACAGGACUGGCACUGCCAGAAGCCCAAUCCCAUGCCCUGCAUGAUGACAAGCGAGCAGAUGGAGUGAUGGUCCUGACUGCCCCGCACAUUCCAAAAGACACUGUCAGAUGGAAAGAGCAUCAGAAGGGACGUGUCCUUGAGAUAGUAUUUCAGUGGAAGGGAGCUCGAGUACACGUUGUGUCAGUAUACCAGCACGUAUGGUCGACCUCAAAAACUGCACAGAAAAACAGAGAAGACAGAUCCACCACCCUCGCUGCUCUGUCCCGUGCCAUCCGAGGAACACCGCAGAGAGACACCCUGAUAGUGCUGGGCGACUUCAACUCGACCCUAAAGUCGAGCCCAGGAGCGGUUGGCUUGUGCACUCCAGGACCUCCUCCACAUCGAAAGACCGAAGACGAAUACUUCCAACGGCUGGUUCAGGGACAUGGAUUAGUUGCGCUGAACACCUGGUCUUCAGGGAAAGGAUUCACUUUCCAGACGGCCACAACGCAAUCUCAAUUGGACUACAUCCUAGUCCCGAAAACUAUCUCCCGAAGUGAUGCUAAGAAGAGCAAGCCAAUCGACAAUUUCCAGCUCGGGAAAUGGAAGAAGGGUGGCCAUCUCCCCGUGGAAGCACAAAUACGCCCAAUGAGGCACUGGCAGCUCCCCCCUCCCCCCCCUCCCCCCCCGCCUUAUGACAAGCAUGCUCUUGAAAAUGCAGUGCGCUACAAUCAUCCUAAGGCACAAGAAAUGAAGGAGUGGGUCGCUGACCAGCUUCAGCAGCUGACUCCUCCGGACAUGAAUGAGGUCAAUGACAUCCUCAUACGCGCUUCAGAGAGGUACUUUCCGCGUGCCCCUAAACCUUCAGCUCCUCCGCUGAACGCCAUGCACAGGGCGACUCAAAGAAUGUGGUCGCGUCUGUCUGCACUGGACGAAGACUUAAGAAGCCAAUCCCUGACACAGGCAGACCACGAGGUGUUGGUCAAUGACCUGGCGACUUGGCAUAAGCAGGCAGUAUCAUUGGCAAAGAAGCAACGAGUAGCCGACUUCACAAAGGAGGUGGAUCACUCAGCCAAUACGGGAGAUUCCUACUUGAGCCACAAAACCCUGAAAGCUCUCCGACCCUGGCAACCGCAGCCGAAAACACAGCUGGUGAACCAGGACGGAUACUUGAUGGCAGCCGAGGAGGAACUCCUGCUCAUGAAAGAUCAUGCUAAGGCAGUGUUCCAGAGGCAUGACAGGUUAGAUGUGCUGGUGAAUACACUGCCACAGCUGCAGGCUCCAGCAUUGGCCAAGCACAUCGGCUCCAUACGGCCGCACAAAGCAGUACCCGAAGGUUCAGCUUCGGCAGCAGCGUGGAAACUGUGCUCAGCCUCGACAGGAGACGUGCUCCAGCAAUACUGCCAGGCACAGAGCCUCAAAGCUGAGCACUGCUCAGUGGAUUCAUCAGUGACACUUUCAGCACCGCUGAAAGAUACUGACCUUUGCUUUAUUCCCAAGCCGAAUAAGCCACCAAACAAGCCCACUAACCUUCGCCCACUAGGCAUAAUACGACCAGAUGGCAAAGGAUUGGCAGGAGCAUGCAGGGAUCUGCUAGCUCCCUACACGUCCAGCUACCUAAAGCCAGUGCCUCAGUUUGCCUAUCAGCCUAGGAGAGGGCUGUCGGAUGCCCUGUCCAGAGUCUCGCAACACACGCGCGAAGUCAGGCAUGCCUGCGCACAAGCCAGACUCAGCAGACACAGCCAGCAUGCAGGCCAUGCCAAGCCAGAGCUAGUAGGGGGCAUUUGCUUUGCACUGGACCUUUCUCAAGCAUUCGACAUGGUGCGACGACAGGACCUCAUGGACACCCUGCAGGAGGCCAACGUCCCAAUCGCGGUGCAGAACUUAGUAGCGUCUCUGCACACAGACAGUCGCUAUAAAGUCAGAUCACAGCAACGGACAUGUGAAGUAGAAUCGACUACAGGAAUAAAACAAGGAUGCAAGCUCGCCCCCACUCUCUUCUCGAUGCUAACAGGCAAGCUCUUUAAGGAACUAUCAACAGUUGUGGGCAAAGAAAGGAUGCAGCAAUCUCUCACAGGCUAUGCAGAUGACAUGACGAUCCAUCACACCAUCAACAAUUGGGAAGACCUGCUAAAGGCUCACCAAAUGAUAGCAGAGUUGCUCCGCAUUGUUCGAAAGUACGGCUUUAAGGUGAACCCAGAGAAGUGCCACCUGAUGGUAAAGUCCUGGGCGCUAAGGGUCUUCCCUCUAGGGGUCGUGCAAGCUGAGACCCCGGGUGGUCUCAGCGGAUGGACACCAGCUCGUCUUCGAGUGAUUCGAGCAUCAGCUGGGAUUGGCCGCCUCUGCCUCAGCGUGCUGCAUUUCGACCAGUCCUCAUCCGGCCUCGCUGCUUCCAUCUUGACCUGCUUGCGCGCCGAGUGGCUGCUUGGUUCCGUUUGGCUUGCAGUGGCCACAGGAUCCACGCGUGCGCCCGACAGCUUUUGCAGCUGUCUGCUUGAUCAGAGUGCUUCUCAAGGGGGGGAGGUUAGCUGCUUUGACAUCGACAGGUUGCUUGUGGAGGCACAGCUUGCUGCAAUUCCUGACAACAUGCCUAAAUUCCCUUGGGAAACCGGAUCGUUCAAGGCCAUCUUUGGUGAGGGAAUGGCCGGUGUGUUGUCUCCACCAGUGCUGAGGCAACCUUCUCUUGUGCCCAUACCUGGGGUUGCCUCCCCUCCGCCGGAACCUGCGCCCGUGCAGAGUGCUUCUGGGAAACGCAAGCAUGCGCAUUUGUUUCAUGAGUGUUCUGCUAAAGCCUCCAGAGAUGAAAAUGCUGACAGUGAUGAGCAUUUGUGGAACAUCGCUUUGAGCAAGUGGGUUACUGUGUUCAUUUUGUGCGAGCACCAGGGAAGCACGGGUGCCAUGCUUCAGGACAGCUUCUGGUCCGAGGACGGCACUGCUCGGGAAGAUAUCAUCCGUGAUGUCUUGGGGUUGAAGGCUCCGAGAACAGCGUCAAAGAGAGCCAAUGACUUGUUGCGUUGUUUCCGGUGGCAUGUAGAGCAAGGCAAGUCCCCGUGGCCCUGGAGCAUCAAGUCUCUUUCGUGUUAUAUCGAGUCACUAAAGGGUACUAAAGGGUAUGCAAGUGCCACUGCUACUCUGUUUCAGGCCAUCAAUUUUGCGCAUCAUGUGGUCGACAUCCCCUUUAGUGCUGAGAUCUUGAGCGACAGGCGCCUUCAGGGCAGGGCGAAGAGGCUGAUUGCUGAUAGUGGUCCUCUGAAGCAAGCCACAGCAUUGCGUGUUGAGCAAGUCAUCCAACUUGAAAUUCGAACGACCUCCAGCGAGACUUGUGUGCAAGACAAGUUCCUUUUGGGCGGGAUGCUUUUCACGCUAUACUCUAGAUCGAGGUGGUCCGAUCAUCGCUUGCUUGAUUUUAUCUUGUUUGACGGAUGUGGGGCUCCUACUGAAGGUUUUAUUGAAGCACAGACCUCCCAUCACAAGACUAGGAAUUGCAAGAAAGCUGCCAAGCGUGCCAUGCCACUGGUUGCCCCCAUGUUCAGCUUGUCAGGCCAUGACUGGGCCAGUGCAUGGUACCAAGCAGGCGUCGCACUUGGGUUUCCGUGGGAUGCAUCCCCCUUAGGACCUUUGGUGAGGGUUCCGGGUUUUUCAGGGGUCUCUAAGCGGAAAUGCAGCAGCGCAGAGGCGUCAGCCAUCCUACGGAGUGCCUUGGAAGUGGAUGCUUCUUCAGGGGUAUCAUCACACUCCCUCAAGGUCACCACUCUGAACUGGUGUGGCAAGAGGGGUUUGCCCGAGUUCGAUUGUUUGAUGUUGGGUCACCAUGUCACUGGGUCCAAAUCGCGUGCGGUCUACUCACGUGAACUUCUCAGCGCACCGCUGCGCUCCUAUGUCGCCAUGCUGAAGGAAAUCAAAGCAGGGGUGUUCAAACCAGAUGCCUCCAGGUCGGGUUGGUUGUCCGACUGCGCCGCUUUUGCACCUUCACAUGCAGACUUUCGUUUUGAUAACCCGAAGCGACGUGGGAUCCUUGCUAGUGAACCUGCCGUGUCUCCCAGCGAUAUGUUGGGCCCAGAUGCAGGUGCGUGCGCCCCUCGCUCCCCACAGGAGUUUCCGGAGAGCCCGCUUCUUGCACAGGAUGCACCUGGCGAGUUUAUGGAAGGUGGAGUUCGGGAUCAUGCUGAUGAUGACGUUGAUGAGACAUCCCCUCCCUCCUGGGGGGGUGCCUUGCCUGACAACACUGCCCUGCCCGGUGUUGAGUCUGAGCGCGAUGCAGGGGAUGCAAGUAGCGAUGAGUCAGAUAGCAGUAGCUCAAGUGACAGCAACGCGUCCUCAGGGCAAUCGAUUGCCGAGGAGGGCAUCCUUCGGAAUGCCGGAGCUGCCCAAAGUUUUGAUGUGCCGGGCCCGUUAUGGCAGCACAGAGGUUCAAAGAUGCUGCACAAGGCGGUGCAAGGCUCGGAGAUGACCAAGUGCUCGCGUAGAACGGGUGGGAAUGCCUACCUGUAUCUUCCUGAGGGCUCUGUGUCGAAAUGGACACGCUGCUCGACAUGUUUUCGUGGUGAACUGAUCACCUCGAAAGGCGGUAUGGUGGCUGCCUUAGACGCGCUGAGCGCACCCAGAGCAUCCACAUGA